UGGGCUAGUGAAGAACUGCUGGAUCCUUUGCAGCAUAGGCAGAGGAGGCAGGAGCCCCUGAGUGGGCUAGCUGCUUGAGCUGGGGAUGCCUGGGCAGAUGCAGAAGCAGCUGGAAAGGUGGCACUGCACUUGGUCGCAGAAGCUGCCGCUGUUCCUAGGAGACAGAGAAGCAGCAAGCCUGCGGGGGGAGGGGGAGCAAGUGGGUUGCUGCUUUUAGCAGCUGAAAGGACUGCAGGGAGCUCUGGGUAAGACAUUUUCUACUGCUGUUGCUUCUGCGGUAGAAACUGCCGCGAGUAAGUCAGAGGAAGGAGGAUCGAGAGGGAGGAGGCUUCAGUUGCAGCCAUGCUGAAUCACUGUUGCUGAUCAGAUCUCCCGCUGGGCUGCUGGGAGAACCGGGAACAGAGCUAGGAUCGCCGGGUAUACGCACUGUUCAGCAGCUACCACCCCUGCUGGGCCUCGCACAAUGGAGGGCGAAAGUGUCAAGCCAAACUCCCAGCCACAGAUACAGGCUGGGGAUGAUGAGAAGAACCAGAGGACAGUCACUGUCAACCCAGCCCACAUGGGAAAGGCCUUCAAGGUUAUGAAUGAGCUUCGGAGUAAGCAGCUGUUGUGUGACGUGAUGAUUGUGGCAGAAGAUGUGGAAAUAGAAGCCCACCGUGUGGUCCUGGCAGCCUGCAGUCCCUACUUCUGUGCGAUGUUCACAGGUGACAUGUCUGAGAGUAAAGCCAAGAAGAUUGAAAUCAAGGAUGUGGAUGGGCAUACGCUUAGGAAGCUGAUUGAUUACAUCUAUACUGCAGAAAUUGAGGUGACCGAAGAGAAUGUGCAGGUGCUGCUCCCAGCAGCCAGCUUGCUGCAGCUCAUGGAUGUUCGGCAGAACUGCUGUGACUUCCUGCAGUCUCAGUUGCAUCCCACCAAUUGCCUGGGCAUCCGUGCAUUUGCAGAUGUGCACACCUGCACCGACCUUCUGCAGCAGGCCAAUGCCUAUGCAGAGCAGCACUUUCCAGAGGUGAUGCUGGGGGAAGAAUUUCUUAGCCUAAGUCUGGACCAGGUGUGCAGCUUGAUAUCCAGUGACAAGCUGACCGUUUCUUCAGAAGAGAAGGUGUUUGAAGCUGUGAUUUCCUGGAUCAAUUAUGAGAAAGAGACCCGUUUAGAGCAUAUGGCAAAACUGAUGGAACACGUCCGACUCCCUCUCUUGCCCAGGGAUUAUCUAGUGCAGACAGUUGAAGAAGAGGCUUUGAUAAAGAAUAACAACACCUGUAAGGACUUCCUCAUCGAGGCCAUGAAAUACCAUCUGCUCCCCCUGGAUCAGAGACUCUUGAUUAAGAACCCUAGAACCAAGCCCAGGACUCCAGUAAGCCUGCCUAAGGUGAUGAUUGUGGUUGGUGGCCAAGCACCCAAGGCAAUCCGCAGCGUGGAGUGCUAUGAUUUUGAGGAGGACCGGUGGGAUCAGAUUGCAGAGCUUCCAUCCAGGAGAUGCAGAGCCGGUGUGGUGUUCAUGGCCGGCCACGUGUAUGCUGUGGGUGGGUUUAAUGGCUCCCUGCGGGUGCGGACUGUGGACGUGUAUGACAGUGUGAAGGACCAGUGGACGUCCAUUGCCAGCAUGCAGGAGCGCCGGAGCACACUGGGUGCGGCCGUGCUCAAUGACCUGCUGUACGCGGUGGGAGGUUUCGAUGGCAGUACUGGCCUGGCGUCGGUGGAAGCCUACAGCUACAAGACCAACGAGUGGUUCUUUGUGGCCCCGAUGAACACGCGGCGCAGCAGUGUGGGUGUGGGCGUUGUGGAGGGGAAGCUUUAUGCCGUUGGGGGUUAUGAUGGGGCCUCCCGCCAGUGUCUGAGCACCGUGGAGCAGUACAACCCAGCGACCAACGAGUGGACGUAUGUGGCUGACAUGAGCACCCGCCGCAGUGGUGCAGGGGUUGGGGUGCUCAGCGGACAGCUGUAUGCCACAGGCGGUCAUGAUGGGCCCUUGGUGAGGAAGAGUGUUGAAGUUUACGAUCCUGGAACAAACACCUGGAAGCAGGUGGCGGACAUGAACAUGUGCCGACGCAAUGCAGGGGUCUGUGCAGUGAAUGGGCUCCUGUAUGUGGUUGGAGGAGACGAUGGAUCCUGCAACCUGGCUUCAGUGGAGUACUACAAUCCUGUCACGGACAAGUGGACACUGCUACCAACCAACAUGAGUACUGGCCGGAGCUAUGCAGGUGUUGCUGUGAUCCACAAGUCCUUGUGACCCAAACUCCCACUGCUAAGAGACGGAGGAAGGAGCAGGUGCUGCCUGUGACUGGGAGCCGUGGGACCGUAACGACUGGAUUCAACUCACUGGGAGGGUCCGAGGUGGUGUGAGCAGCACCCUCUCCCACCGGUGCAGCCUCUCGCAGCGUGGACUCGGGUGACCCAGCUCCCUCUCCCCCAAGGUGCUUUGGCCUCUACCCUGAGCAGCGGAGUUCCUGACAGCCUCAGCAGCACCUUUGGGCUUUUUUUCUUGUUUCUACAGGGACAACAGAGAACCGUGUGUGUGUGUGUGUGUGUGUGUGUGUGUGUGUGUGUGUAAAACAUGGUGUUUCUCUCGGCUGGGGUGUGGGGAUGUGUGAUGUGUGAUCGUCCCACUGGAUUUCUUUACUACUGAUCCCUUCACCAUGCUAAAACUCAAAAUCACAGAAACCUCUCUUCUGGAUUUGUCCCAUGGAAACCCCAAGAUUGCCAUAGCUGCUGUCUUCUGGGGAUCCACUUGGAUAGGCUGGGCAUGUCUAGGAGUAAUCGGCCAGGGCAGGGCAGUCCUCUGACCGUACCUGUACAGGUGACUUGACUACUGUAGCUCUGGGCCUUUCUUGAAGCUGCCAUGUCCUCUGGGUACCAGGCCAGGGAGCAAACAGAAUCUGUGCUCCUCGCCAGACAUUCUUCCUCAGGCUCUCCUCUGGGAAGGUGAGAAUGGCCUAGUCUUCAUAUCUGGGCCUCUGAUCUUUGAUGUCAUGGAUUCUGGGUUUGGAAGAUUUUGUGUCUCUUCCAUAGGGAAAACAAAUUCUUCAGAGAAGCCCAGGUAGCACACUGGAGAAAAAAAUAUAUAAGAAAAAAACAAAAACAAAAACAAAAAACCAAAGUGGUAAGGAUUCAAUCCCUGCCCACAGUGGUCUCAGAAAGGGGUCUGACUUCUGGGUUUCCCAGGACAGGACAGCCCCCAUGUAUACUUAUCAUUUGGGUCUCAUUAUUCACAGCACCAAAUUAUACUGACAAGUGUUCUGAUUUGGAGGAUAAGUAACAGGUCACCCUUCCAUCAAACCCAGAGAUAGUUCUGUCCCUGUGUUGGCUGGGGUCAUAUGAUUCGGAUGGCCAUGAAGGACUUCAAGGAGUAUACCCACUGGUGUCAGCCCUUGGACUUUGUGACAAGGGUCAGGUCUGUCUCAUGCUUGUCUCCCUUUUCUUGUGCUCUCCUUCCAAUUCAGGGUUUGUGCCUCAGCCUUCAGGACACCUUCCCUCUUUGCUUCCCUUGUGAGGCGGGAGAUGGCAGUGGACCCUAGAUUUGAGAUUUCUUCCCAGGACACUUGCAUUUUAAAAGAGGAGUUUGAUGAGAGCUUUGCUAAGUCAUUGGUCAGAAUUAUCAAUGAUAGAAUUUCAAGCAUCUGGAGUGGCAUAUUUGAGGGUGCAGGGGGUCAUUUGUACUAAAAAACAAAACAAAACCUUGAAGCCAUGCAGUUUCCAAGCUAGAAAACUAUUCAUGUUGGAAUUAUGACAUUGACGUUUUGUGUCUUGAAUAGUCUCACACUUUAGGAGCUGGGUUAACCUUUCCUGAUGUCCAGGUAGUAUAUUUAUUGUGCACUCCUGUACAACACUCCUGUAGUUGAAAUUUCUCUUCCCAGUAUUUAGCAAGUGUUAUUUCAGUGAGAUGUUUGGAGAGCAUCAAGGUACCCAGGAGAUUUUAUAGCCUUGGUAAGAGGAUAUUUUAGUACAGCUUGGGUGGAACUAGAAGAUGUUUCUGGAGGAAUCAAGGCAUGCUUGAGUUAGGUGCUCUGGUCUUACCCAGUAGGGAUUUGUCUCACAGCAGGGAUGGCUGUGAUUUUCAGAGCUCUGCCUAUCCCUGGGUUGGAAGUUGAUAGAAUAAGCUUUUUAUUCCAAAUGUCCUUCCUUUCUCUCCAAAGAAGUUCUAGCACUUGUUUGGGGGACGGUACAUGUAGUAAGAAUGAGGUUGAGGUAUGCUGUUCACACAAGCCCUCCAAUCAGAAGAGAGGCGAAUUCCCAUCCCCUCUCCCACCACCAAGAAGCUAGACAUUUGUGCUUACAUGGGGAAGGCUAGUUUUUGUGUGUCAUCUUCCCAGAAAGAUCCCUCCCCUGAAAGCUAGUCAGCUGUGUUUUCUGCCUUUGGGUUUUCGCUGUUGGCCCCACCUGGCAUCUCCCUGCCUAGGAGGCACUGUCCCUGCUGGCAGUGCUGCUGAGGCGUGUUUAUUUCAUCCUCAUGCAUCCUUUCUCAUGGGGACUAGGACACUGGCAUGUCACUACCAAAAAGCCACUCUUCUGUGGCUGCCCACAGAUGCCAUCCUGAAACUGCUGUCUCUUUAUCCCCAGGUAUUAUUCUUUCCCCACAGUGGAUACAUCAGACUGACUUUAAGUCAGUGCAGGUCACAUGGUACGUGACAUCUCCCCCUUCCCACCCCCAUUGGGGUGGCCACUACUGCUUGCAAAAGCGGCUUUGCCAGUGGCAUAUCUGGAAUCUGAUUGCGGUGGGGAAAUGGAAUUGAGGCCCAAGGUUAGAAGCAGCUUAGACGCCACUUGGAUACUGAUUUGGACAGUGUAGAAAUCAGCUUGUGAAUUCCAAAGUUAUUUCUCUUAAGUACCCAAUGGCAUCUCUUCAUCUCAAAAGUUGCAGUAUUAUGCAAAUGAAGUGACCUCAUUUUCUGCUAUGCAAUAAGAAUACUUAAUUCUAUUUCAUGACAAGCCAGUUGCAAUAUCCCCUCAGAUGCUUUCUGAGCUGUCUUACUUUGGUAUCUGUUGUGUAAUGUUUGUAUAUUUCUGAGCCAGAUCCUUUCAAAGAUUGUCUUUUUAUAAAAUUGAAGCUAUAGCUUUCAGGCUAAAAUUUUAAUGUAGAUAUUUUUAUAAGAUCAUUUUUCAAAUAUCUGACUUGCUUUUUGUUGUCCACCGUGAUGAAAUGUUAUGUUCUGUACUUCAUUCAGUCUCACACACAAUCUGUACCUGUUGCUGUCUUCCCUUUGUUUCUCCCCUCCUCAAACAGAUUUUCAGGAGCUCCAGGUAGAUGGGCCUCCAUUUUUAUACCAUAUUCAAGGGAAACUGUUAAAUUUAAAUGCAACUGGGCUGGGAUGUUGCUCAGUAGAGUGCUUGCCUAGCAUGCAUGAGCCCCUGAGUUCAAUCCCCGGCACCAAGGGGUGGGGGGAAAAGAAACUGCAGUCACUGGUGUUUCUUAAAUUGCUAGGGCCUAAUGUUAAGCUUAACUUAGCACUUACCCAACUAUACUGCUUGUCUGUCUGUCUGUCUAGCUGUUUUUUUGGAGUCUGCUUCCUGAGAGGUGAGGCUGGGUUGGCCCACCUCUUGUAGCUCUUACUGUCUGGUACUGAGCCUGGCCCACGGGCAUGGAACAACUGCAGAGUGUGGCCUGCCUGGCAGCCCACACUCUUUGAGUUUUCUGGGUCCAGCAGACCAUUCCUCAUUCUGUUCUGUUCUCUUAUUCUUCUGAAACUUCCAGGACCUAAGGUAUUUGCUGCCAGGUCUUUUUUGGAAGCAUCUGUCCCUGUCUCACCUGGAGGGGUCCACCAUGGUCCCUGAGAAGAACGUGUUCAGCACGCGCUCUGCAGAUGCUCACGCUACACUUGGGACUUAUCUCCCAAGCUGUGUCUCCACUCCAGGCUCUGUUUUGUGUAUUUAUCUAACAUAGCCUCAUGUUUUUUUUUUUUAAACAUUUAUUUGUAUUGUUGUUGGGACGGGUGCCAUUUAAAUCACCUCCAUGCUCCCCAUUUGCACCUCAUUGGAUCAAGUUGGGAGGCUGAGCACACUCAUAUUCCAGUUAGGUGGAGUUUUUGAGGCUCUGUUUGCCAGUAGAAGCAAGGAGGUUGGAAUGUAUAUUUUUUAAGUGUUUGCACUAUUUAGAGUCCUGAGCCCCUCGUAUUCAGCUGUGUUGUAUCUACUGACCAAGCAGGAGAGCUGUAGCACUUCCGGCAUCUGGGAACAAAAGAGGCUUCUUCCAGGGUGGAUAAUCACAACCUCAUGACCUUGUUCAACCUUUGUCUUGGGACUCAGUGACUGGGAUGCACCAUCAACUGGCAGGAACGCGUGGGACUAUGGCAUUUGCAGAAACAAAUUGCCCUAGGGCUCUGUUCUUGCUUUUGGUUAUGAGAUUGUAAAUCAUUUCCCCCCUUUUCAGUGGCAAUAAAGGACUCUUAUUGGA
Molecule: messenger RNA, 6385 nt
Organism: Marmota monax (woodchuck)
Lineage: Eukaryota; Metazoa; Chordata; Mammalia; Rodentia; Sciuridae
Gene: Klhl3
Product: kelch like family member 3
Exons: 15
Coding region: 464-2227 (587 amino acids)
Biological process (GO): monoatomic ion homeostasis; protein K48-linked ubiquitination; renal sodium ion absorption
Cellular component (GO): cytosol
Molecular function (GO): protein binding
Source: RefSeq, a predicted model, not a curated record